ACAAAUAAAUACGGAUAAACACCUAAAACCCUCUUCAAAUUCAAAACCCUCGAAACAUAUAUUGAAGAUUUGGCAAUGGAGAUCGAAAGCAGCAGUCAGCAAUCUCACCAUCUUCCCGAAGCAAUCAUUGCACAAAUACUGUCAAGAUCGCCGGUGAAAUCACUCUUGAGAUUCAGGUGCGUUUCGAAAUCAUGGGGCUCUUUAAUUGGCUGCCAACACUUCAUCAAAAUGCACCUUCAAAAUUCAAUAGAAACCCCAUCUUUCCCCCAAAAAAGGGUCUUAAUAAGGAAGUAUGAGGAUGGUAUGUUUGAUAUAAGUGAAAUGUUCAAUUGGCCUAGUCCUGAGCAAUGCUUUAUGUGUGAAAUUGAUACGUUACAUUGGCCUCGGCAGUGUUCGCUGCUGUCGGUUUUGAGUGAACCAACGAAUACUAUCCCUUUAUCUCCUUUUGUUGAUCCAAAGAAUACUACAUUCUGCAAGGGAUAUCAAAUUUUGGGGUGCUCUAAUGGGCUGCUAUGUGUUCUAGAUACAAGUAACAGAAUUCACUUGUGGAACCCAUCCACUCGGAUCUCCAAGAAACUGCCAGAAAUCUCUAUAAUGGGCUCCCGUGUUAGGAAAUUGGGGUUUGGUUGGGUUGAAUCGAGUGGUGAGUAUAAGGUGUUUGUUGUUGUGGAAAUCAAUAGGAAACUGGUUGGUAAAGUUUAUAGUUCAAAGACAAAAUCAUGGAAAACAAUUGAGAUCUGCGAUUAUUCAUAUGCAUGUCGGCCAAGGGGGUUGUUUGCAGGUGGGAAGCUUUACUGGUAUUUCGGAUGUAUUAUUAUUUUCUUGGACUUGAAGAGUGAGGUGUUUGGAAGGAUUGAGAUUCCCUACAAAGAUAUUGGCUUUAAAAUGGACUAUUUCGUGGGUGUGCUUGGUGGUUGCCUUUGCGUGCUAUAUUAUAAUCCUUCAUUUCCUGAUCGAAGAGGCCUUCGAGUUUCGAGAGUUUGUGUUAUGAAGGAAGCUUGGGAGGAAGUGGUGACUCUUUCUCAUCUUAAUGAGCUGCUUCAACCACCAUUGGUAAGUCUAAAUGGAGAGAUUUUGGUAGAUUGUGGAUCCACUUUGUUGGUUUACAGUGCCCGCGAUAAUGUCUUUCGAUUUACCAAGGUUUCUUCGGGUUUACGUUCAUAUGUCUAUGUUGAAAGUUUAGUCUCGCCAGAAGAUGUAUGAAAGAUGGAAGUAUAAUUAAUCUUAGAAGAUGAUAUUUCUUGGCAUUAAUGUAUACAUAGUUUGAUUUGAUUACAAAUGGUUGUGUUUUGUUUCUUAAGAAUUGAAGCUUUUAUUCAUACCCAUCAUGGAGUGAAUAAUUCC
Salvia miltiorrhiza (redroot sage) is the source of this 1344-nucleotide messenger RNA. RefSeq names its product F-box/kelch-repeat protein At3g06240-like. Gene Ontology annotation, molecular function: protein binding. The record is from RefSeq and is a predicted model, not a curated record. The transcript has a single exon. The coding region runs from base 76 to 1203 and encodes 375 amino acids. Lineage: Eukaryota; Viridiplantae; Streptophyta; Magnoliopsida; Lamiales; Lamiaceae.